AUGCCAACCCAGUACUAUCGUAUCCGUGGAGAGGCUUUCUGCCACUGCGACCCGCGCCCGAUGCCAGUCCAACAGCAUCAUUCGCAUGGUGGCCAGCCCCAUCGUGACCAUAUGGUGGUGCAUCGUCGCCAUUUCCACCAAGAACAAGAACAAGAGAAUGAGCUGGAGCAGGAGCUGGAGCAAGAGAAGAAACAGGAACAAGAGUGCCACAAAGAAGCAGACACUUCUGUUGCUCGCCCGCGUCCUGUUCACCGCGCCGUUGGUCACACAUCAGUGUUGCCACGCCACGGCGACGCCUCCAUAACUGCGCAUUCUGUUGCCCUUCCGCCCGCCCACGUUUCUGGCAACGAGAUGGUCCGUUCUCUGUCCUGUUCCCAUUCUACGCAGCCAGUGUCGUUGUCGAUGUCGUUCUCGUGUGCUGCACGACCGGCUGGUCUGCCCGCACCACCGGCCCCUUGCCGUCCUGCCUAUACAUUGCAGUCGCCGCCGCAGCAUCACCAGGUGACUCGUACCCGCCCAACGCAGACGAGCUGCCCAUCCGUUGCGUCACGUCUCUCGUCGCCUCGCCAAGGUGACAACCGUACUAUGUCGCCGUCCUCUUCCUUGCCUCCGUCCGCCCAUCACGGACACCACUGCCUUUGUCUGCUGCCGCUGGUGGACAGCGAAGACGACAACAACUCCCAGGCCACCGGAGCCACCAUGUACGGCACGCCCGCCAACAGCAGCCGCUUUGCGCAGUGGCUCGACGAAAGCGUCCAUGUCCCGGGCCGUGUUGAGCGCUACAACAUGGCCGACUGGGAAGAGCACCCCCGAUUUCUCCGUCCUCCCCGGCUGCCAUGCGCUCCUUCCCCAUCUGUCCCUCAACGCCCAUGCUCCCUGGAGACCGGAAGACCAAAAAACCCAGGCACGUUGCUGCCUCUUGCCUCUUUGGGUUCCUUCCUCAUCUGGCGAUUUGUCGCUGUUGUCUGCCUUCUCCUGCUUUCCAUAUAUUUGGCCUUUUUGGCCUUUUCUCCCUCUCACUUUUCUCAACUUUUCUCUCCUUUCUCGUCAUUCGAUUUUGUCUAG
Messenger RNA from Sporothrix schenckii 1099-18, 1065 nucleotides. RefSeq lists its product as uncharacterized. Bases 1 to 1065 code for a protein of 354 amino acids. The record is from RefSeq and is a predicted model, not a curated record. The transcript has 2 exons. NCBI's taxonomy places the organism in Eukaryota, Fungi, Ascomycota, Sordariomycetes, Ophiostomatales, Ophiostomataceae.